AUGGCGCAGUGUGAGCUGCUUACAUCAGCUCCAGCAAGCUCAAGCCUUCGGCUGCGCCAGCUGCAGAAGAUUUGCGAGGCAGAAAAGUUGGAAGCCCUCAUUCUCAUUGCGGGCAUCGACAGCAACCACAAUGCGGCUUCCCUCCAGACCCUGCGCUACCUCUUCACCGCCGCAAGUGGGCGCGAGCUCGAGCGGGCGAGCCAAUGGGACGCCCUGUUUGAGGACGCCGUCCUUGUGGUCCACAAAAAUAGGGCGUCGCUCUACCUCUCCCGCCAAGGCUACAAAGAUCUCCUUCCAGCCUUGGGCCUCUGGCCGGGUCUUACUGUUCACUGUCCCACCGAAGAGGAGGAAAACGAUACGGACCUAUACGAAGAGCACAAGAUGAGAACGUUCCGGGAGAUGGUGGCGGGCCUCGAGAAAGGGGGGGUCGGUAUGGCCCUGGUGAAGGGGGGGGCCGCGAUGCAGGUCGAGGAGUGGCCGCUGAUACAGUCGUAUGCGCUGGACGAAACCGGCGGUCGCGGCUUCUUCACGAUGCGCCACGUGGUUGCUGACGUCACUCCCGCCCUCCGCGCCGCUUUCCACCGGCUGGACGCGCCCGCGACUUUGGGGCUCCUGCGCGGGGCAGUCCCGAUGCUCGCGCAGCACUGGCGGGAGAUGACGUCACUCUUGGACGCGGAGACGUCAGCGGGGCGCCUGCGGCUGACGGAGGCGCAGGUGCUCGAGCCGCUGCUGACGUACUACGAGUAUGGGCAGAUCAGGAGCGGAGACGAAAGAACGGCCACAGACCAUCUCCCCGCCGUCAAUUUCGGCGUCCACACCUCCCAGGCGUCCAAAAGCGCGCGCACAGAACGCGCGCACUCUGCCGAAGACUCCGGCCCGGACAAGGGCCCCGCCCUCCACUUCACCGUCGAAGCGACCGACCCGCGCACUUUCCUGCACUCCGCGCGGACGUACUUCUUCGGCAGCAGGGGGCAGAAUCGCCCGGGGGAAUACAACCCCGAGGAGGAAGACGACCAGGCUGAGUACGGCGGGGAUGAGGGCGAGGGCCCGGUACCAGAGGAAGUGGGUUCCAAGGAUGUGAAAUACCUGGUGCAACUCUAUGUGGCUCUCGUGGCGGCCUGCCGGGAGACGCUCGCGAAUGUAGCGAAGACCAGUACCUUCGACGAAGGCACCAUCAAACAGCUCCUCGCAAAGAACUUCCACCAGGCCCUUCCGCAACACCUGACUGACGUCACGUCCUCCGUAACCGACACCAUUUUGACGUCACUCCGGGUCGAGGCCUGGGUUGUCGAUCCGCUGGCCGGGAACCGCUCCGACGUCCGAACGGAAGGCCGGAACGUCCGAGUUCUGAAAGCGCGGAUCGCCGACGUUGCGAGCGUAAACAGUCCCGGAACGACUUUGGGCGACCUCCUCUUCGCGGAGAGCUUCAUCAGCGAGACCGCCGGAACAGAUUCCGCCGGAGGCGAUUCGGCUCUGGUCCUGACGGACGGCAUCCCGGCGCUUGCCACCUGGCUCGGCGCCGGAACCGAAGACGAAAGCUUCAGAGCUCAGCGGGACGAUUUGCAGCGAGCUAUGGGCGCCGUGGCUCCGCUUGGCGACGGUCCGGUCGCUUUUCCGUCCGCCGGAACGCCUCGCGGCGGAAUGACGCCCCGGGCCGGAACCCCGACCGGCGGCCGGGGCCCGCUGGCCCGCCUAGGGAUGCCGCUACAGGAGAUUGGGGAAGAUGCGCGGGUGGUGCUCGAGUGUGAAACGGCUCCCAGCGUGCUCGGAAAGUGGUACGCUUUCGAGUCAGGUUUGGUCUUUGAGGGCGACCGGUCGGGCCUGUUCAUAAUGGACUUCACGGCGGGUGACGUCAGCAGCGCUCACGUGCACCGGAAUGUAAAUGACCACUCGCCGGAGGCGCUGGUGUUCUGGUGUAAGGCGGAUAAGUGCCCCGUGGCCUCGUACGGGGUGUAUUCACACCUCGCUUUCCAGAAUGCUGGAGAGGAGACCGCAAGUCGCCAAGCCGCGAAUGGUGUGAACGGGCACGUCGAGAGCAACGGAGUUCCGGAGGCUCCCUUCAAAAGCAGCGGAACGAACGGAAGUAGCAUGGGAGUAAAAUCAGUGGCAGUUGCCUUCGAUCUGCUAGCGCUCACCCCGACCGCGCGCAAGCACUACACGCGGGAGAUCCUUCCGGUGUGGGAGGCCGUCUGGGAGCGGAACGGGAUCCGCUUCGGGCACGGAAUGGAGGUGCCGUUGCCGGCGCUGCUGGCGCACGAGGCACGCGAUCGCGCCGCAGGGUUUGGGGGUUUAGGCGGCGAUACGCUAUCGCUUGUUGGCCGCCGAAAGACCUUCACAGUUGCUUCCCCGGACCUUUCCGUAGCUGGUUAUCUGCAGGGGUUAAAGCUCCAGGACGCAGGUGUGAAAAGGCCCCCUGCCACCCCGGCAAAGCGCUCGGAAGCGCCGAUUUACAUUACAGUCAUAACGGGCACCCCGGGGAGCGGGAAGCACCUCCUGGCCGCCGAUCUGGCCUCAUCGAACGGCGAGCGGCGCUGGCACGUUAUUGACACCGCGGGCGUCGGCAGCCCGCUUUCCUUGGAUAGUGUCAAGUUAGAAAAAGAGCUAUCUCGUGUAUACCAGUCCGUUCGGGCCCCGGUGACGAGUAACGCCGAGCCUAAUAAGAGCCCCCGCGUUACCUUCGUCGGAGUCCCCGACCACGUCCUGGUGAUUUCCCCCGGGCUGGUGCCAGUCAGCCGGGUUAUGGAAAUUGUGGAGGGAACCGAAGCGGUAAAGACCGGUCGAUGUGAGGUGGCUUCUGUAACAGCGUGCGUCGAAGCGAAGUUGUUCUUUGAGGACGCCGCGAGAUGGAAACCCGCCCCAGGAGUUAUGGAACAGCUCACGGCGGGCCACGUGGACACGAUCUUCUUAAUGGACGCGGCCGCGGAAGAGCGCGACGCGGUGCGAACCUUCGUCCAAGCUGUCAACCCACUGGCUGCAGUCUUUCAGGUGACUCGGUCCACUCUUACCGAGUUCGCCGACCACGCAUUCGCGCCGCACGGGGCCACUCUUGACGCGCCACGUGGCGGCACCAGGUCGCUUCCCGGGUUCCAGCUCACCAAGGAGCUCGCGUCCGCGCUCGCGUUUAGUAAGGGUUCGGCGGAGGGUUUGGCGCCGCUGGCGUUUAUGGGCGGGGAUGAUUUGGAGGAUGUGGUCAUCAAAUGUACCGGGCAAAUAGAUGAAGAGGCGCUCAAGUGGGAGCUGGCAGGUCUCUUCUCCGAGACGUCCCUCUCAGAGCCCGCGUCGCCCCGCGCGGCCACGUCCCAGCCCCGCAACCCCCGCCUCUGCUGCGUCACGGGAGUCGUCACCACCGAGACCGGCGGCCGGGCCAAAGUGACGGCCACCAAGGCGACCGUCAGAGUGGAGCGCCUGGCAGACCCCGCUGAUGUCAUCAAGACGCCCGCGGAUGACGUCAGCAGGCCGCAGCCCGGCGCCGAGUUACACUUCGUGGGCGCCAAGCCCCUCGACCGGGGGCUGCUCCGGGGGGUCUUGCAGAGGAGCCAGGAGUCGGCGCCCUCCUUCAAGCAGGAGGCCCGCGUGGAGAGUUUGAGCCCGGGGGAGAUUACUGAACUAGAAGAGGCGCACUCGGGGGCGCCAUUGCCGCCCGGUUGGCACUUCGACGGCGCAUGGUAUGUGAACAGCUGGGGGGAGAAGUCGGCACAGCACCCGGAGAUGAAGAAGUGGAUUGAGGAGUAUUUGAGGAGUGAGAAUGAGCAAGUGGACAAGCAUAACGAAGGCGUGCGGUCGAGGAGGUCGGGCCUCGUUCCCAUACAGUUUGCGUGA
Molecule: messenger RNA, 3819 nt
Organism: Klebsormidium nitens
Lineage: Eukaryota; Viridiplantae; Streptophyta; Klebsormidiophyceae; Klebsormidiales; Klebsormidiaceae
Source: the annotation of a GenBank genome assembly